This is a messenger RNA of Sphaerodactylus townsendi, 904 nucleotides long. It is a transcript of the gene MYL11, whose product is annotated as myosin light chain 11. The record is from RefSeq and is a predicted model, not a curated record. Gene Ontology annotation, molecular function: calcium ion binding. Gene Ontology annotation, cellular component: cytoplasm. The coding region runs from base 127 to 639 and encodes 170 amino acids. Gene Ontology annotation, biological process: skeletal muscle tissue development. The transcript has 7 exons. NCBI's taxonomy places the organism in Eukaryota, Metazoa, Chordata, Lepidosauria, Squamata, Sphaerodactylidae.
CCCCGCCUCCAACAGGGGGUGUCUAUAUAACCCCAAGGGAAUUGGCAGCCUGCGUCUAGGCUACUCGCCCUUCUGGGACAUCCCCAUCGCGCCCACAGCUGCUGCUCACUGGCCCACUGAGAAAAAAUGGCACCCAAGAAGGCAAAGAGAAGGGCAGCGACCGAAGGAGGAAGCUCCAAUGUUUUCUCCAUGUUUGACCAAACGCAGAUCCAGGAGUUCAAAGAGGCCUUCACUGUCAUUGACCAGAACAGAGAUGGCAUCAUUGACAAGGAUGACCUGAGAGACACAUUCGGUGCUAUGGGGCGCCUAAACGUGAAGAAUGAGGAGCUGGAUGCCAUGAUCAAGGAGGCCAGUGGCCCAAUCAACUUCACCGUCUUCCUCACCAUGUUUGGGGAGAAGCUGAAGGGUGCCGAUCCCGAGGACGUAAUCAUGUCUGCCUUCAAAGUCCUGGACCCCGACGGCAAAGGCACCAUCAAGAAGCAAUUCUUGGAAGAACUCCUGUCCACCCAAUGUGACCGGUUCACCCCAGAAGAGGUCAAGAACAUGUGGCACGCCUUCCCUCCAGAUGUUGCCGGCAACGUGGACUACAAGAACAUUUGCUACGUCAUCACACACGGAGAGGACAAGGAAGGGGAAUAAACCCCAAACGCCCCACCCAUGCUUUGUGGGGGAAUCCACCCAGAAACCCCCCAGGCUGGGGAGUUUCCUUUAUGCUGGUCCCGGGUGAUCCACACAUUUUUGUAAACCAGCAAUAUACAUGUCCAUCUGUUAUUUAUUAUGAUUGGAAGGGAGGAAAAUUACACCCCCACCAAACCAAACCCUGUGCAUCUCUACCAGUCUUAACUUGACCGGGACCUUUCUCUGUGAAAUGUCUUAAUAAAGAUGAGGACAUCUCUGUUUCUAA